GUUUACACGCUAGCUACUAUUCUUCUCUUCUUCAUCAUUUUCUACUUGUUCUGCUUUGUUGUGAUGGCAGAUAACCCUUUUCAGCUCCCUCCUGGUUUUCGAUUUUUCCCCACAGACGAAGAGCUCGUAGUCCAUUUCCUUCAACGCAAGGCAGCUCUCUUACCCCUCCACCCCGAUGUCAUCCCUGAUCUCGAUCUCUAUCCAUACGAUCCAUGGGAGUUAAAUGGUAAGGCUCUGUGUGAGGGUAAGCAGUGGUACUUCUAUAGUAGGAGGACGCAAAAUCGGGUUACGAGUAAUGGAUAUUGGAAGCCAUUGGCCACUGAGGAACCUAUCAUAUCUUCGAAUUCUAAUAACAAAGUUGGAAUCAAAAGAUACUUCGGCUUCUACGUUGGAGAAGCUUCUUCCGGGAUCAAAACAAACUGGACAAUGCAUGAGUAUCGUCUCUCUGCAGUUUCGGAUACUUGUGCUUCAUCUUCCACCACUAGAUCAUCGAAGAGAAGAGGGCACCGGAAAGCAGUUAAUGACCAUAGUGGAUUUGUGUUGUGUCGAGUUUAUGAGCGCAAUGAAGAUGACGACGAUGAUGAUGACGGGACAGAGCUCUCAUGUUUGGACGAGGUGUUCUUAUCGUUGGAUGAUCUUGAUGAGAUAAGCUUGCCAAACUGAGAUAUGAAACGUACGCAAGAUCGAGGGUGAUGAGAAGAUGAUUUGAAAGACCUAACUAAGUGCGCAUGCCCCAUUUUAUAUUAUGAAACUUUAUCCAAUGUAUCAUUAUUUCACUAUGCUACUACUGCAACUAGCUAGGCUAAAGCUAGUAAAAAUCUUGUAAAUAAAUUCCAUUACAUGCACUUCGAGUGGCAACUAACAAUGGUAUUCAUCUGCCAACUUGCAUUAUUAGAAAAUGACAUUGCGUUUGA
This is a messenger RNA of Argentina anserina (silverweed cinquefoil), 914 nucleotides long. Its product is annotated as NAC domain-containing protein 104. Bases 64 to 663 code for a protein of 199 amino acids. The transcript is spliced from 3 exons. Gene Ontology annotation, molecular function: DNA binding. The record is from RefSeq and is a predicted model, not a curated record. NCBI's taxonomy places the organism in Eukaryota, Viridiplantae, Streptophyta, Magnoliopsida, Rosales, Rosaceae. Gene Ontology annotation, biological process: system development; regulation of DNA-templated transcription.